Molecule: messenger RNA, 597 nt
Organism: Trametes versicolor FP-101664 SS1
Lineage: Eukaryota; Fungi; Basidiomycota; Agaricomycetes; Polyporales; Polyporaceae
Exons: 4
Cellular component (GO): nucleus
Molecular function (GO): histone H4 acetyltransferase activity; protein N-terminal-serine acetyltransferase activity; histone H2A acetyltransferase activity
Source: RefSeq, a predicted model, not a curated record
UUACGCGUGGCUGAUGCACCCUCACUCUCGUCCGACGAACGAGAAAAUAUUUGGAACUUGUGGGAAACAAAUAUGCGUGUACUGUAUGCGAUCCUCGAACCAUCCUCCUUUGGGUGGCAUCCCAAGUCGAAGAGGAAGGAACUCUUCCAUCGUAAUGCCAGGUUCAUUUUGGUCCUCGAUGGCGAAGGCUCGCAAGCGGCCACGACCCUCGUAGCGUUCGCCAUGUUCAGGUUCGAGCGAGACGAAGGAGAGGAUCUCUUGUACUGUUAUGAGCUACAGGUCUCAGGGCUAUUCAGAGGCAGCGGGAUCGGCCAUUUCUUCGUGGAGAAGCUUACAGCCAUUGGAAAGCGGUGGGGAAUGUCGAAGAUCAUGUUAACGGCACUGAAAAGCAAUGUGGCCGCUGGCCGAUUCUACAGCAAAACUGGGUUAGUAUGUCUGAUAUAUCUUCCACUGGGCCUCACCGAAUGCUUGUAUAGGUUUCAAGUCGACCCCAGCUCCCCUGACUACGGGCCUACAUCGGAGGACGAUGACUCGCCCGACGAGGACGCCGAGGACGAACCAUGCGACUAUGAAAUAUUGUCGAAGACUUUGGAGUGA